GCAUUCUCUAAUCCGCCCCUUUGUUAAUUUGUCAUAGAAACAUUAAGGCUUGAUAAACUGAGGUCAGGGGCGAGUUAUUCAUUACACUGACUGUGCAAGCGCUAGGAUAUCACACCGAAAAAUAUAUCGGCUUCACUCAUCAGUCCUGGUGACUUAAGAGAAGCGUGAUGGAAACAGGCACAAUUUCGGUGGACCCACGUUGGAAACGUGACCUGGAGUUGCUUUUUAAAGCCCAAAGAACUGCGAGCAAUUUUAUUACUUCAUCUCUAGAAAAAUGUUUUUACAGAUUGGGUAGAGUAGUUGGCAGCAGUCCAUGGAUCACCAUCUUUAUUUCAUUAGUCAUUAGCGGAGCGUGCCUCUUAGGUGUCCUUAAGUUUAAAAAGGAGAAUAGAGUGGAUAAGCUUUGGACACCAGGCGGUUCAACCGUACAAAGACACAAAUUGUGGAUACAAAAGAACUUCCCGGCGCAGAUGAGAGCGUCCAGUGUGCUUCUUGUGGCCAAUGAUGUCCUUACUCCUGAAGUUAUGAAAGAGGCUUUCAUGGUCUAUGAAAGAGGAACAAAAAUUGAUCAUAAGACCAAAUAUUCCUGGGAGAAUGUUUGUUUUAGGAUUGGCCCGAUUUGUUUAGAAAGCGGCUUGUUGGAGCUGUGGUCCUUUGACGAAACUACAAUAAACCGUCUGACAAGAGAAGACAUUUUGGAAAAGAUAAACCAAGACGUAAUAAUAAGUCCAAUGACCAGAAAAAAGUUUGAGUUAUCAAAGUACCUGGGAGGAAUCAAUAGGAACUCAACAGGACACGUGGUUACUGCAGAAGCUACUACUCUUUUGUUUGGAGUCAAAUUCAAACCAAAACUGAAUGCAAAGGAAGGACGUUUGGAGGAUAAGGUGGUCGAGAAAUGGGAAACAGAGUUCAAUAAACUAAUGGACACGACUAAAACAACCAAUGCGAAGCUUUACUACAUGACAGAAGUUGGAUAUAGAGAAGACGCAGACAAAAGUAUUCAAGACGACAUCGUUCUGCUUUCCUGUGGAUACAUCCUAGUUAUUUUCUACGUUUCUGUGAUGCUGGGAAAUUUCAGUCGUAUGAACAUCAAGGUUUGGCUUGCGUUAUUUGGGGUUCUUUGCGUUGGUUUAUCUAUUGGUGUGUCAUUUGGAAUAGCAAGUGCAAUUGGAAUUUUCUACGGUCCAAUUCAUUCCACAUUACCUUUCCUUUUACUUGGUAUUGGAGUGGACGACAUGUUUGUGAUCGUUCAAGCUUGGAGCAACUUGGCACCAGAAUUAUGUCAGACUCAAUCAAUAGCAGAACGACUUGGACUUGCUCUAAAACAUGCUGGAUGCUCGAUCACCAUCACAACUUUGACGGAUUUUCUUGCCUUUCUAAUAGGAUCAACUACGAUCUUACCCGCCCUGAGAUCAUUCUGUAUUUAUGCGGCAAUAGGUGUUUUGGCAGACUUCAUCCUUCAAGCUACUUUAUUCACAGCACUAUUGGCUAUUGACGCGCGAAGGCAGCAGAAAAGGAAAGAUGGCUGCUGCUGUUGCAUAACGCUACCGGAUAACUAUCAAGAAAGCUCACUUGCAAAGAAAAAUUUUCUCAAAACGAGCAUGGAUAAGAUUGGAGCAGCUAUGCUCUCUCUCCCCGGGAAGGUUGCCGUCAUCGUUAUAACGGGAGCUCUCUUUGGUAUCAACCUCUAUGGAGCAAUGAUGCUAAAGCUGUCUUUUGAUCAGAACCGGUUUUUGCCUCCUGACUCGAUGUCUUACAAGUAUACGCUCGCUAACAGCAAGUAUUUUCCAGUAAACGGAGCCCCUGUGAGCAUAUAUACAGGAAAGUUCGAUUACUUUAAAGAACAAGAUAAACUUCACAGGGUCUACGACAUUGCAGUCAGUGACAAAAAAUAUAUAAUUUCUAGUUCCAUAAACAGCUGGUAUGAAGAGUUUGUUAACUGGGCUAUUGAAAAGAAACCAGGACAGUGUAUUCAGGAGAGGAAGAUCACCAACGAGACUUGUUUUUAUCCGUGGCUCGACGAGUUCCUUCGUACCUCUGGUCUAAGUUAUCAAAGUGACCUUAUGACUGAAAAUGGGACUAGUCAGCUUCCAUUACAGAUUUUGGCAUCUCAGAUAAGGCUGAGGCACAAAAACUUGGACUCAACGCGAGAAGAAGUGAAAGCAAUGGAGAAUUUGCGAGACAACAUCAAAACUGUGUUUCCUAAUGACAGCCUCGGAUUUCCGUAUUCACCGUAUUACUUUACAAGUGAAACAAAUAAGAUCAUUGCAACGGAGCUUUACCGAAACAUGGGCCUAGCACUUUUAACAGUUUUGGUGGCUACUCCGGUCGUGCUGUCAAGCUUGAGGACGUGCCUUUUUGUCUUUACCUGUGUUGGGUUUACAUUGGUUGGAAUAAUGGGCACAAUCCAUUUCUGGGGUCUGACAAUCGAUAUUGUGACUACCAUGUUCCUUGUGUUGGCCGUAGGAUUGUCUGUGGAUUAUUCAUCCCACAUCGGACACACUUUCAUGAUAACAUCUGGUUCACGAAAGGAACGAGCGCUGACCACUCUACGUGACAUGGGGCCUGCAGUAUGGAAUGGUGGAUUUAGUACUUUCAUAGCCAUUGGUCUUCUGGUGUUUUCCAAGUCUUAUCCAACAUUAACUUUCUUUAAGGUGUUUUUUUGUGUGGUGUUUUAUGGAUUAUUUCAUGGCCUGUGUUAUCUUCCCGUGUUGCUCUCCGUGAUUGGAACUUCCCCAUAUGAUUCUUCUGAGGUAAACACAGAGCAGAGUCCAGCAUCCACCAAGCCUGAUGAUGGCACUGAUCAUAAAGGAGCUCAUAUCAAUCUUACAAUAGCAACAAGCAGUGGAGAUCUGUUAACUAAUGGGGCUCCUCAGCAAAAAUCCUCCCUUAUGGCAGUUGAAGAAUUGGAUGCCGUAACAUUAUUUCCUGAAAGUGAAAGAAAGAAAAGUGAAUGAAGAAUAAUUUUCAGACAACAGAUCUUAAUAAAUCUUGAACUUUGAAUGAGGACAUACAUGUAUUUAUUUAGAUUACUUGUUAAUGAAAUAGAGGGAAAAAAAUUAAUACUGAAUUUCUGAAUGCACUCUUGAGUAAUCAGUCACAGGAAGCCCUUUAAGUUAAUUAAUAACAACAAACAGGUGAAUGAGCUGAAUGAAAUUUUAUUUUUGUACAAACAUACCAGGACAUGGAAAAUUAGGCCUGCUAAGAAACUUUCAACUUUGAAAAUAUUAAGUUAGUGCUUUUUCAAACAAAGUUAAAGUGCUCAAAUGCUUUCAGAUUACUAAGAAUCUAACUAAUCAUGAGCAAGUAAUUUUGUGCUCUUCAGAAGUAAAAUUAAGAAAAAAAUACCCUCUUCAUUGACCAAUCAGCAUUUAGUAACUUUGCCCUCUAUGUUAUUAAUAUAACAAUUAACAGCAUUUAAAACAUAAUCAUUUACUUAAGGAUAAUUUUUGAAAUAAUUAUAACAUCAACAUGUAUGUAGUGUAACAGUGCACAUUGCAAGCUUUGUGGGUCACUAUUGGGUUAAUUUCAUACAUUACUUCUAAUCAAGGGAAAUGAAAUAAAAAAUUAAAUUGAGAAGUGA
Messenger RNA from Stylophora pistillata, 3583 nucleotides. RefSeq names its product patched domain-containing protein 3. Gene Ontology annotation, cellular component: membrane. Lineage: Eukaryota; Metazoa; Cnidaria; Anthozoa; Scleractinia; Pocilloporidae. The record is from RefSeq and is a predicted model, not a curated record.